ACCCCGCUCCCAGCCCCAGGGUGACCAGAAAGGAGCAGGCGGACAGACGGGUCUGAUCCCUCCUGAGUCCUCCAGCCAUGAGGCUCCUCUGGGGGCUGAUCUGGGCGUCCAGCUUCUUUGCCCUGUCUCUGCAGAAGCCCAGGUUGCUCCUGUUCUCUCCUUCUGUGGUUCACCUGGGGGUCCCCCUGUCGGUGGGGGUGCAGCUCCAGGAUGCUCCUCCGGGACAGGUGGUGACAGGAUCGGUGUUCCUGAGAAACCCAUCCGGUACUCGUGACCGUUGCUCCCCAAAAGUGGAGUUCAGCCUCAGCUCAGAAAGAGACUUUGUACUCCUCAGCCUCCAGAUCUCCGUGGCAGGCGCCAAGGAAUGUGGGCUCCAUCUUCUCCGCAGAGCCCCCGACGUGCAACUGGUGGCCCAGUCAUCAUGGCUCAAGGACUAUCUGUCCAAAAAGACCAACAUUCAGGGAGUCAACCUGUUCUUCUCCUCUCGCCGGGGGCACAUCUUUCUGCAGACUGACCAGCCCGUUUAUAACCCGGGCCAGCGGGUUCGGUACCGGGUCUUUGCUCUGGAUCAGAAGAUGCGCCCGACGGAAGAAACCCUCACGGUCAUGGUGGAGAACUCUCAUGGCCUCCUCGUGCGGAAGAAGGAGGUGUAUGUCCCCUCGUCCAUCUUCCAGGAUGACUUAGUGAUCCCAGACAUUGCCGAGCCGGGAACUUGGAAGAUCUCAGCCCGAUUCUCAGAUGGCCUGGAUUCCAACAGCAGCACCCAGUUCGAGGUGAAGAAAUAUGUCCUUCCCAACUUUGAGGUGACGAUCACUCCCGAACAGCCCUACAUCCUGACAGCGCCUGGCUUUCUUAAUGAAAUCCAAAUGGUCAUCCAGGCCAGGUACGUCUACGGGAAGCCAGUGCAGGGGGUGGCAUAUGUACGCUUUGGGCUCCUGGAUGAGGAUGAUAAAAAGAUUUUCCUUCGGGGGCUGGAGAAUCAGACCAAGCUGGUAGAGGGCCAGUGUCACAUUUCCCUCCCAGAGGCCAACGUGCAGAGUGUGCUGCAAAAGCUUAAUAUUACAAUUAAUGACCUCCCAGGGAAGCGCCUCUAUGUUGUGGCAGCCGUCAUUGAGUCUCCAGGCGGGGAGAUGGAGGAGGCAGAGCUCACAUCCUGGCGUUUCGUGUCAUCUCCCUUCUCCUUGGAUCUAAGCAAAACCAAGCGACACCUCAUACCUGGGGCCCCCUUUCUGCUGCAGGCCCUGGUCCGCGAUGUGUCAGGCUCCCCAGCCGCUGGCAUUCCCGUCAAGGUUUCUGCCAAGUUGUUUUCUGGAUCUGCUCCUAAAGACCAGGAUGUUCAACAGAACACAGACGAGAGGGGCCACGUCACUGUUCCCAUUGGCAUCCCCAAGACCAUCUCGGAAAUGCAGCUCUCGGUGUCUGCAGGCUCCCCCCAUCCCGCCACAGGCACGAUCAUCGUGAGAGCCCCCCCGCCAAGAAGCCCCGGCUUUCUGUCCAUUGAGCAGCUGGACACUCGACCCCCUAAAGUCGGGGACACACUUAACCUAAACCUGCGAGCCGUGGGCCUCGUCGGGAGCUUCUCUCACUUCUACUACAUGAUCCUCUCCCGGGGCCAGAUCGUGUCUGUGCAUCGAGAGCUCAGGAGGGACCUGACCUCUGUCUCUGUGUUUGUGGACCAUCACCUGGCACCCUCGUUCCACUUCGUGGCCUUCUACUACCAAGGGGACCUCCCGGUGGCCAACUCCCUGCGAGUGGACGUCCAGGCUGGGGCCUGCGAGGGCAAGCUGGAGCUGAACGUGGACGGUGGCAAGGCGUACCAUCCUGGCGAGACUCUAAAGAUCCGCCUGCAAACUGAUUCUCCAGCCCUGGUGGCACUGGGAGCUGUGGACACGGCUCUGUAUGCCGUGGGCAGCAAGUCCCACAAGCCCCUCAACAUGGCCAAGGUCUUUGAAGCUAUAAAUCACUAUGACCUUGGCUGUGGUCCUGGAGGUGGGGACAGUGCCACUCAGGUGUUUGAGGCAGCCGGUCUGGCCUUUUCUGAUGGAGACCAGUUGACCCCAACCAGAAAGAGUCUGGGCUGUCCCAAGAAGACAAAGACCCGGAGAAAGAGAAACGUGAACUUCCAAAUGGCGAUUAAUGAGAUUCUGGGCCGGUACUCUUCCCCCUUGGCCAAGCGCUGCUGCCAGGAUGGGCUGACCCAGCUGCCCAUGGUGCGCACCUGUGCCGAGCGGGUGGCCCGUGUGAAAAACCCGGCCUGCCAGGAGCCCUUCCUGUCCUGCUGCCAGUUUGCUGAAGGCCUGCGCAAGAAGACACGCAGGGGCCAGGGGGGCUUUGCCCGAGCCAUGGAGCUCCUGCAGGAGGAGGAACUGAUCGAGGAGGAUGACAUCCCCGUGCGCAGCUUCUUCCCCGAGAACUGGCUGUGGAGGGUGGAGGAAGUGCCCCAUUCCCUCCAAUUGUCACCGCUGCUCCCGGACUCUCUGACCACGUGGGAGAUCCACGGCGUGAGCCUGUCCAAAAGCACAGGCUUGUGUGUGGCGACCCCGGCUCGGGUCCGAGUGUUCCGCGAAUUCCACCUGCACCUCCGCCUGCCCGUCUCCAUCCGCCGCUUUGAGCAGCUCGAGCUGCGGCCUGUGCUUUACAACUACCUGGAUAAGGAUGUGCCCGUGAGCGUCCACGUGUCCCCAGUGGAGGGGCUGUGCCUGGCUGGGGGCGGAGGGCUCGCCCAGCAGGUGCUGGUGCCUGCAGGCUCUGCCCGGCCCGUUGGCUUCUCUGUGGUGCCCAUAUCAGCCGCUGCUGUGUCCCUGAAGGUGGUGGCUCGAGGAUCCUUUGAUUUCCCUGUCGGGGACGCAGUUUCUAAGAUUCUACAAAUUGCAAAUGAAGGGGCCAUUCACCAGGAGGAGCUUGUCUAUGCACUCAACCCCCAGAACUUCCUAGGCCGGAACUUGGAAAUUCCUGGCAACUCGGAUCCCAAUGUUAUCCCCGACGGAGACUUCAAGAGCUUUGUCCGACUCACAGCCUCAGAUCCACUGGACACUUUGGGCUCUGAGGGGGCCUUGUCACCAGGAGGCCUGGCCUCCCUCCUGAGGCUUCCUCGGGGCUGCGCGGAGCAAACCAUGUUCUACUUGGCUCCAACGCUGGCUGCUUCCCGCUACCUGGACAAGACAGAGCAGUGGAGCACACUGCCCCCUGAGACCAAGGACCACGCCGUGGAUCUGAUCCAGAAAGGCUACACGCGGAUCCAGGAAUUUCGAAAAAAUGAUGGUUCCUAUGGGGCCUGGUUGCAUCGGGAAAGCAGCACCUGGCUCACGGCCUUUGUGCUGAAGGUACUGAGUUUGGCCCAGGAACAGGUGGGCGGCUCACCCGAAAAGUUGCAGGAGACGGCCGCGUGGCUGCUGUUGCAGCAGAAGGAGGACGGGUCAUUCCACGACCCCUGUCCCGUUAUCCACAGGGACAUGCAGGGGGGCUUGGUGGGAAAUGACGAGAAGGUGGCGCUCACAGCCUUCGUGGUCAUCGCCCUUCAUCACGGGCUGGCCGUCUUCCAGAACAGGAAUGCGGAGCAGUUUAAGAGGGUGGAAAACGCCAUCUCGACCGCAAAUGAUUUCUUGGGGGAGAAAGUGUCUUCCGGGCUCCUGGGCUCCCAUGCAGCUGCCAUCUCGGCCUAUGCGCUGUCGCUGACUGGGGCCCCCGAGCAACUGCAGGAUAUUGCCCACAACAACCUCAUGGCCAUGGCCCAGAAGAUUGGUGAUAAUCUGUUCUGGGGCACAGUCCCCAGUUCUCAGAGCAACACCUUGUCACCCACCCCGGUUCCUCAGAGACCAACAGACCCCAUGCCCCAGGCCCCGGCCCUGUGGAUUGAAACCACAGCCUAUGCCCUGCUGCACCUGCUGAUCCGAGAAGGCAAGGCCGAGAUGGCUGACCAGACCGCAUCCUGGCUGACCCGCCAGGGCAGCUACAAAGGGGGAUUCCGCAGCACCCAGGACACAGUGAUCGCCCUGGACGCCCUGUCUGCGUACUGGAUCUUGUCGCACACCACCGAGGAGAAGGAGCUCAACGUGACCCUCAGCUCCAUGUCCCGCAGGGGGUUCAAGUCCCACGUGUUGCGGCUGACCAACCACCAAGUGAAGGGCCUGGAGGAGGAGCUGCAGUUUUCCUUGGGCAGCAAGAUUAAUGUGAAGGUGGGAGGAAACAGCAAAGGAACCUUGAAGAUCCUCCGUGCCUACAAUGUCAUAGACCUGAAGAACACCACCUGCCAGGACCUUCAGAUCGAAGUGACGGUCAAGGGCCACGUAGAGUACACGUUGGAGGCGAACGAGGACUAUGAGGACUAUGAGUACGAGGACCUUCCUGCCCAGGAUGACCCUGGGGCCCACUCCCAGGCCGUGACGCCCCUGCAGCUGUUUGACGGCCGGAGGAACCGCCGCAGGAGGGAGGCACCCAAGGUGGCCGAAGAGCAGGAAUCCAGGGUGCAGUACACCGUGUGCAUCUGGCGGAAUGGCCAGGUGGGGCUGUCGGGCAUGGCCAUCGCGGACAUCACCCUCCUGAGUGGAUUCUACGCCGAGCGGGCUGACCUGGAGAAGCUGACCUCCCUCUCUGACCGGUACGUCAGUCACUUUGAGACCGAGGGGCCCCAUGUCCUGCUGUACUUCGACUCGGUCCCCACCUCCCGGGAGUGUGUGGGCUUUGGAGCCGUGCAGGAGGUGGCCAUCGGGCUGGUGCAGCCGGCCAGCGCCGUCCUGUACGACUACUACAACCCCGAGCACAAAUGUUCUGUGUUUUAUGGGGCGCCAAGUAAGAGCAAAUUCUUGUCCACAUUGUGCUCGGCUGAUGUCUGCCAGUGCGCCGAGGGGAAGUGCCCUAGACAGCGCCGGGCCCUGGAGCGGGGGCUGCAGGACCUGGAUGGUUACAGGAUGAAGUUUGCCUGCUACUCACCCCGCGUGGAUUACGCCUUCCAGGUGAAGGUUCUCCGAGAAGACAGCAGAGCUGCUUUCCGCCUCUUCGAGACGAGCAUCACCCAAGUCCUACAUUUCACUAAGGAUGUCAAGGCCGCUGCCACUCAGGCCCGAAACUUCCUGGUGCGAGCCUCUUGCCGCCUUCACUUAGAACCUGGGAAAGAAUAUCUGAUCAUGGGGCUGGACGGGACCACCCACGACCUCAAGGGAGACCCCCAGUACCUGCUGGACUCGAACUGCUGGAUCGAGGAGAUGCCCUCUGAGCGCCUGUGCCGGAGCACCCGCCAUCGGGAGCCCUGUGCCCAGCUCAGAGACUUCAUCCAGGAGUACAGCACGCAGGGCUGCCAGGUGUAAGGGCUACUCUGCUGCCUCCCCCAGGAAAAGUCGCCCCUGGAUCCUUGCUGGGCCCAGUCCCCUGAACAUAGGGACACAGGAGCAGGGACCCAAUAAAGGCUUUUGGCAACAGA
Messenger RNA from Phacochoerus africanus (Common warthog), 5416 nucleotides. RefSeq names its product complement C4-A-like. Gene Ontology annotation, molecular function: endopeptidase inhibitor activity; protein binding. The transcript has 41 exons. The record is from RefSeq and is a predicted model, not a curated record. Lineage: Eukaryota; Metazoa; Chordata; Mammalia; Artiodactyla; Suidae. Bases 78 to 5303 code for a protein of 1741 amino acids. Gene Ontology annotation, biological process: complement activation. Gene Ontology annotation, cellular component: extracellular region.